AUGGAGUUUGUAGGUGAAUAUCAAAGUGAGAUAACAAAUGAUUUGAUGAUCCAAAAUGAUCAUCAAGUCGAAGAAACAGGUAGUAGUAGUGCUAGUACUACUUCAAACGGCGGUACUAAUAAACGUAACCUAUCUCUUUUAGUAAUUAACUAUUUGUUACUCUUUAGUGGUUCCAUAUCAUCAUCUUUAUUGUCAAAAUACUAUUUUAAUCACAAAGGUGAUAGUCGAUGGGUUUCAACUUGCGUCCAAUCUGCUGGAUUCCCUAUACUCCUUCUCCCAAUCUGUUUACCUUUUUAUGUGUUCAAAUCAACUAAUAGAAAACCCUUUACAAACUUCACACCAAAAAUGUUGUUACUUUCUAUUGUAAUUGGUUUCUUCUUAGGUCUCAACAACCUUUUAUAUUCUUGGGGUAAUUCUUACCUCUCCGUCUCAACUAAUUCUCUUCUUUUAUCGUCACAGUUAGUAUUCACUCUUUUCACUUCUGUCAUUAUUGUGAAACAAAAAGUCACAUAUUCAAACCUCACUUGUGUUGUUUUACUAACCCUUAGUUCAGUUCUAUUGGCGGUGAACUCCAACCAUGACAAACCAAAGGGUAUUACUAGGAAAAAAUACUUCAUAGGAUUUUUCUCAACGAUUGGUGCUGGAUUGUUAUUCUCUCUUUAUCUCCCAUUAAUGGAAAAAAUCUAUAAACAUGUUUAUUGCUAUUCCAUGGUUAUGGAAAUGCAGAUGGUGAUGGAAUUAACAUCUACCGUUUUCGCAAUGUUGGGAAUGAUUAUUGAUGGUGGUUUUACAGAGAUGAUAAACGAGAGUAAACAUGUGUUUGAUUUGGGUGAAAAAGCAUACUGGAUAACGGUGAUGUUAAACGUGGUGACGUGGCAGUUUUGUUUUAUGGGUACUGCUGGGAUGGUGUUCAUAACAAGUUCAUUGACAGGGGGAGUUUGCAUGACAGCGUUAAUGGCUGUGAAUGUAUUGGCUGGGGUUAUAGUUUAUGGGGAUAAUUUUGGUUUAAUUAAAAUAAUUUCAACUAUAUUAUGUGUGUGGGGAUUUGGUUCCUAUUUGUAUGGAUUAUAUAAGAAAGAAAAGGAAAAGAAGAAGAAGAAAGAGGAUUCGUCUACAGACAAUGAUGAUCAACAUUCAGUAGCAUGAACAAGUGUCACAGACUUAGACUUUUACUAUUCAAAAGUGACGGACGUCCUG
Molecule: messenger RNA, 1197 nt
Organism: Solanum pennellii
Lineage: Eukaryota; Viridiplantae; Streptophyta; Magnoliopsida; Solanales; Solanaceae
Product: probable purine permease 4
Exons: 1
Coding region: 1-1146 (381 amino acids)
Cellular component (GO): membrane
Molecular function (GO): purine nucleoside transmembrane transporter activity
Source: RefSeq, a predicted model, not a curated record